Vitis riparia (riverbank grape) is the source of this 1269-nucleotide messenger RNA. RefSeq names its product BTB/POZ domain-containing protein At5g17580-like. The transcript has 2 exons. The record is from RefSeq and is a predicted model, not a curated record. NCBI's taxonomy places the organism in Eukaryota, Viridiplantae, Streptophyta, Magnoliopsida, Vitales, Vitaceae. The coding region runs from base 1 to 1269 and encodes 422 amino acids.
AUGGCUGUACAGGAGCUUCUGGCCUUAAGGUCCUCCAGAGUGGCUGCAUUACUCAAAGAGAAUCCUUGUCAAGAUCUCUCGUAUGUCCUACGCGACAUCCCAGCUGACCCAGAAACGUUUGAGCUUGUAGUAAGAUUCUGCCGUGGCUUUGAGCUCAACCUGUCCACUGACAACAUUGUUCCCCUUUGUUGCCUUGCCCACUACCUGGGGAUGACGGAAAGCCAUAGUGUUGAUAACCUGUUGAAGAAAGCUCUUACCCUCUUUGGGGAGAGGGUACUCCCGAGUUGGAAUGAAUCUGUCAAGGCUCUCCGAGCAUCAGAAAAAGUUGCUAAGCAAGCUAUGCAUCUUGGUUUGGUUGAUGCCUGUUUGGAGUCCAUCAUUGGGAAGGCGCUGGCCGAUCCUCACCUUCUUGGGCAGCCGAUCAGGCCUUGGACGAGUGGUGUUGAUAUUGAGGAUGAUGAGAAUUAUAAGCCAAAUGUGCGGAGGAGGCUCUUUGUUAUUGACUGGGAAUCGGAGAGUCUGUCGACAUUGUCUCUCCGCCUCUACACGCCUAUCAUUGAUGCAAUGGUGAAGCACAAAGUCCCGUCACAGUAUGUGGCCGCCUCGCUUUGUGAGUAUGUGAAGAAGUGGGGCUUCUCGGGCAAUGCAGGAGGGGGAGAGACGUCAAUCUACAAGAGGAACGCUCAGAGGGAGGUCAUUGAAGCGGUGGAGAGGCUUUUCCCUCGUGAAAGAGGGCUUGUUCCAUGCUCAUUAUUGUCUGAAAUGCUCCGCUUUGCUGUUUCCUUGGAAGGUAGCUCCGACUGCAAAAAUGGGCUUGAGAUCAGGAUCGGGACGCAGCUCGAUCAGGCCACCGUCGAAGACCUCCUGAUACCUUCUCAAGGUUAUGCCAAGGAAACUCAAUACGACACCGAGUGUGUGAGGAGGAUUCUGAAGAACUUAUACAGAAAUAACACUAGCCUAGACAUUCCAGGAAUCAUCAAAGUAUCAGAGCUUAUGGAAGAGUUCUUAGUGGAGGUUGCAAGCGAUAUAGACUUGAGGAUAAGCACGUUCGUGUCACUAGCAGAGAUGGCAGCAGUUACAUCACGAGGAACCCGACGAAGCUCCGAUGGAAUGUACAGAGCCAUUGACAUCUACUUGGACAAGCACAAGCAUCUCACGGAGGCUGAGCGGGAGGAGGCGUGCCAAAUGCUGGAUUACCAGAGGAUGUCCCCAGAAGCGCUUGAGCAUGCGGCUCCUACAGCUGCGGGAAACCAUUACGAGGAAGGCUGA